AUGUUUGGCGGUAAGAAGUACUACGGCCUGACGGGCGUCAAACUCAACAUUGCGAUUGCAAUCGUCGCAGGCACUGACUUUGCUCUCUUUGGAUAUGACCAAGGAGUAAUGGGCGGUCUUUUGACCCUGCCAUCCUUUCUUCGAUAUUUCCCUGAAAUUGAUGUUGUCAAUCCACCAGCCGGAUCGACCCCAGAGCAUACUUCCAUCAUCCAAGGCAUCACGGUCGGUGCCUACACGUUGGGAUGCUUUUUCGGCGCGGUCGCCACCAUCUGGCUCGGUAACUAUCUGGGACGUAAGAAAACCAUCUUCAUAGGUAGUGCUAUCAUGGUCGUUGGCGCAAUCCUGCAGGCCAGCUCUUUCGGUCUGGCUCAACUGAUUGUUGGACGGUGGAUCACCGGAUUCGGCAAUGGCAUGAAUACUAGUACAGUUCCUACCUGGCAGGCCGAGACAUCCAAGUCACAUCGUAGAGGGCAAAUGGUUAUGAUAGAAGGCUCCCUUAUCGUGUUUGGUGUGAUGCUGAGCUACUGGAUAGAUCUUGGAUUUUCUUUCCUUGAACCAAGCUCCAUCACUUGGCGUUUCCCGAUAGCGUUUCAAAUUAUACUCGCAGUCUUUAUCCUCAUCACAAUACCUGGCCUUCCGGAGUCGCCUCGAUGGCUUCUUCUGAAAGGAAGAGACGACGAGGCUCUCGAGGUCCUUGCGGCGUUGAGCAAUCUUCCCAAGGACGACAAAAAGAUUGCUGGCGAAUUCCAAGCUGUUUCGGAUGUCAUCUUCGAGAUGUCCAAAGGUGGCUUCAGAGAGUGCUUCAAGAUGAAUCGAAACAGAAAUUUCCAUCGUACUGCACUGGGUUAUGUCAAUCAGAUGUUCCAGCAGAUCUCCGGAAUUAACAUCAUUACCUACUACGCGGCUACCAUAUUUGAGACAAACAUCGGAUUGUCGAGUUUCCUAAGUCGCUUACUGGCCGCCUGCAAUGGAACCGAAUAUUGGAUCGCAUCUUGGAUUGCCAUAUUUACAAUUGAGAAGUUUGGUCGUCGCUCUUUGAUGAUCUUUGGUGCUGCUGGCAUGUCUGCUUCAAUGUGUGUAUUGGCAGGUACCACCAGUAAUGUCAGCACAGCUAGCGGUAUCACAGCGGCAGUCUUUCUCUUUGUAUUCAAUUCGUUCUUCGCCAUAGGCUGGCUCGGUAUGACAUGGCUAUACCCCGCCGAAAUCACACCCCUCAGUAUCCGUGCACCUGCAAAUGCAAUCUCCACAACCGCAAAUUGGAUCUUCAACUUCAUGGUCGUAAUGAUCUCCCCCGUCGCCUUCGCCAGCAUCGGAUACCAGACUUACAUCAUAUUCGCCGUGAUCAACGCCGCCAUCGUCCCGUCCGUAUACUUCUUCUUCCCCGAAACGGCAUAUCGCUCGCUAGAAGAGAUGGAUGAGAUUUUCCACAGGACGACUAAUCCGUUCAACGUCGUCAAGAUCGCGAAAGAGAUGCCUCAUUGGUUCGACAAGAGAGGUAAUUCAAUCAUUGCGUAUGAGGAUACCGAGGAAGGCAGGGCUGGCGCUCAGCGGAGGCGAAGCUCGAUUGCGAGGGAGGAGGCUAUGAAGGCGGGGAUGGAGCAGAAGGAGGAGCGGUAAUGGGAAGCAGUAUGGACAAUGAGCCGAGAUGACAUACUAUAAUUCUGCUGGUAUUGGGGUAUGGAAGUACGGGAGUGGGAAUGAGUUUCGAGAUGUCUUUUUCUUCAUUAUAUCCAGGACACGUUGUUUCAACCCUCGUUGUGAGACUUGCACUGCAACUGGACAGACUGGGUACACUCAUGUACUAAUUUAGUAUGUGCCGUUCAAUAUCAACCCUGUAAUAUCAAUUGAC
This is a messenger RNA of Aaosphaeria arxii CBS 175.79, 1849 nucleotides long. Its product is annotated as general substrate transporter. The transcript has 7 exons. Gene Ontology annotation, cellular component: membrane. The record is from RefSeq and is a predicted model, not a curated record. Gene Ontology annotation, biological process: carbohydrate transport; transmembrane transport. The coding region runs from base 1 to 1617 and encodes 538 amino acids. NCBI's taxonomy places the organism in Eukaryota, Fungi, Ascomycota, Dothideomycetes, Pleosporales. Gene Ontology annotation, molecular function: carbohydrate:proton symporter activity.